UAUUUCAUCACACGUUCAGAUUGUUCACAAUUUACUGUUCAGAUUUUUCACGAAGCUGUCUGUAGCUCCCGUCAGCGCCCACUACAAUAUCUGGCAGGAAAACCAGACAGCGACCAUAGCCGCCACAAAAUAUCUGGCAGGAGCCGCCAGAGUCAGAGCACCAGCCAAGGAUCAGUCGCCAGAGCCAGAGCACCCGCCAAGGAUUAGCCACCACCCGACAGCGGCCACUGGCGGCCGCCAUCUGCCACAAAAUGAUUCAACCCCCUCUCCGAAAUGUGGUAGAGCGGGGGACGGUUUAGAAUGAUCGGCGUGAGUCACUGGAAAUAACCAAAGGACGAAAACAGAUAGCGGAGCGUAACAGUUUUUAAAAAAUAGUCGUCCACGAAAUUUGCGAGAUGAUUAACCUACAACACUUUCUUCUUCUCCUGCAGGUGGCCAGUAUUAUGAGCCAGGGACCAUGUGGUGAUGUUCUAAAUGCAUGUAUGAAGAGUACUCCGGCCUGGCAAAGUUGUUAUGAGGAAAAGGUAAUUCCGUGCAGAAGUGUACGAUCCGGCACGGGACCCAUUGAAGGCGUUUUUGAUUUCUUCAAGACUGAUGUAGAUACGGACACCGACUUUGAGCACGUGACUGAAGCAGGAUAUGCUCUCUACCUCCCCCCAGAGGCACUGAGGAGAAGCACAGCCCUACGCCGUCCGGAGGACAGCACCACCAUGGCCCUGACACUGUUCAACAGCAGUCUUUUCAGGGUUGAUGUCGAUAAAAAUGAGACCAUUCUUGGAGGUAAAGUGCUGAGUGUGAAGGUGGGAAAACUGGCUGUGAGGGACCUCAGCCAGCCAGUGAGGAUCUCCUUCACGCACGCCAACGAGACAGGAGGACGAUGUGUGUACUAUGAGGUGCUGGACGAUGCCAACGGCACAGGUCGGUGGAGCACCGAGGGUUGUGUAGUCUCCAGGACCAACACGACAUUCGUCUGCAGCUGCAGUCACUUGAGUUUCUUCGCUGUGUUGGUGAACACAGAGGUGUCCAUAGACCCUGCCAAUGCUCUCACCCUGUCCUACAUCAGCUACAUCGGCUGUGGCCUGUCCGUAUUUUUCACAGCCCUAACCAUACUCAUGCAUUUGUGUCUGAGAAAGGGGCGGACUGACCAUUCGAUGGCUGUGCACCUAAACCUGACGGGGGCGCUGUUCUUCCUGCACCUGUUCUUCCUGGUGAGCGCGCUAUGGGCGGGGCCAGGCCUGGGACUGGGCGCGGAUUGGGGCGGGGUGGCCUGCCAGGCCCUGGGGCUUCUCCUCCACUACGCCCUCCUGGCCACCUUUACCUGGAUGGCCAUCGAGAGUUUCCACCUGUACAUGCUGCUGGUCCGCGUCUUCAACAUCUACGUCGCGAAAUACCUGCUGAAGCUGGGCCUGGUGGGCUGGGGUGAGUUCUCUAUUCUGCACCUACACCUGGAGAUACCUGCUCACCCUGGUUCUGAUGGGCUGGGGUGUUCCCAUGGUAACAGUCAUUGCCUGUGCCCUCAAUCAGACCUACGGCAGGUUCAGCCUACAGAUGGAGAGGAACAGAGGAGCCAGCACAGGCACAGAAGCAGAAGUGAAAGCAGACAUGUGCUGGAUAAGGAGAAAGGACGUGAGCUACAUCACAGUUACCGGCUACCUGGGCCUGGUCUUCCUCUUCGGCGCGGUCAUGCUGGGCGUGAUGGUGGCCAAGCUCCGGAGGAUGAGGACGAAGAGCGCGGUCUAUCAGGAGCACAAGAGGAGGCUGUGGAGGGACUGCCUGACCCUCCUCGGGAUGGGCUGCAUUUUGGGGAUCCCCUGGGGGCUUGCUUUCGUCACCUAUGGCCCUCUGUCUCUUCCAGGCCUCUACCUCUUCACCAUACUCAAUGGACUCCAAGGUGUCUUCAUGUUCCUCUGGUUCCUGGCCAGCACCUGGCAGCCAUGCAAGGACAGCAGCUCUGAAGCGAAUGACCCAUCCACACAAAAGAUGGAGACCAGCUUCAAUAACUGAACAUCGGCUCCUCCGUGCUUAGAGGUCAUAAUAAACAACUUAAUCAGGGACUCCCCGCAUCACAUCCAUCGACUUCCUUGAGGCAUUCUGGAAUCCACUUCCCAUCUAUCCAAUCCACUUCUAACCAACCUUUCCCUUUACUGUAAAUAAAUAGUCAUUAACCUUG
Messenger RNA from Anguilla rostrata (American eel), 2170 nucleotides. Its product is annotated as adhesion G-protein coupled receptor G1-like. Gene Ontology annotation, biological process: cell surface receptor signaling pathway; adenylate cyclase-activating G protein-coupled receptor signaling pathway. Gene Ontology annotation, cellular component: plasma membrane. Gene Ontology annotation, molecular function: G protein-coupled receptor activity. Lineage: Eukaryota; Metazoa; Chordata; Actinopteri; Anguilliformes; Anguillidae. The coding region runs from base 396 to 1955 and encodes 519 amino acids. The record is from RefSeq and is a predicted model, not a curated record. The transcript has 12 exons.